AAAUUAAGAGUCUGUUAAACAGAUAUAUGACCCAAGACACAUCUCCAGACAAGGCUUUUGUUGUUAUGGCUGGUAGUAUACUUCAGAUUUCAGUGAUGGUUAUAAGGAACAAAUUCUCAGUUUUGGGACUGGACACCCAAGAGGAAAGGCUCAGAGGAUCUGGAAAAUUCUUAUUGGAGAUUGCCAUAUCAGUUAUGGAUGUUAAAAUGCAUGGGUUGUGUGUUGAUGCUGCAAUCACUGGCAUAAUGACUUCUCCAUUAGCAGAACUCCAGUAUUUGGAUUCAGCUGCUUUCAUUGUUGGACAGUCAAGUCAAACUUACUGCUGUGCAGUCAAUAUAGGAGAUGUUGUUGUGAUCUUAGCUUUCAGAUCAACUUUCGGUAGAUAGAAGCAGGUCCUUAGUGGGAGCCUUUUUGUCAAGAGUUAUACCGCAGCCUGCAGUGUAUUCAACCAUUCCUUGUUUUCAACUAUUACAUGAUAUGGCAGAGUGGGCCAACUACCAACGAAAGUCAGGAGAAUAACCUCAACAAUUUUGCAUUUGAUUUCUUUCCUAAUUGGUUCUAUUACGAUGUUAAGCCUAUUAUUGCAUAACUACAGAUUGUUGGAAGUUGAAAGGUAAUUCAUUUAUCGAAGAAUCUAAAUUGUUUCAUUAAGAAAACUGAGACGAUGGUAGAAGAUGUUAAGAUUAUGUAGCUCUGAACUUGUUUCUCUUUGUACUUCAGUAACAUCAUAAUCACUUUGUUUAACAACUUCAAUUUACUGUAAGUUCUAUUUGUGGUGUUUCUCUCAUUUUUCAACUAGCUACAUUUCCUGUUACAGUUUCCUGCUUUUUCUUUGCAGAUUUUGUUAUGUAUACUCUUCAAUGCUUUUGUAAUUAUGGGCUUGUAUUAACUAAUAGAGAGUCCUCAUUGUU
Rubroshorea leprosula is the source of this 911-nucleotide messenger RNA. The record is from the annotation of a GenBank genome assembly. NCBI's taxonomy places the organism in Eukaryota, Viridiplantae, Streptophyta, Magnoliopsida, Malvales, Dipterocarpaceae.